UCAGUGGAGCAAGUCUGGGAGAGGAGCCCUCAUUCUCCGCCAAUGGAUUCUGGUUGACAACUGGUGAGGGACCGGCCCUGCUUUCUUCAUGCCCCUUCACUUCCCCCACCUGGAAAUAUGAUCAGCGCCCCAGAUGUGGUGGCGUUUACCAAAGAGGACGAGUACGAAGAGGAGGCGUACAGCGAGCCAGCCUUGCCUGAGGAAUACUCUGUUCCACUCUUCCCUUUUGCCAGCCAUGGGGCCAACCCCUGGUCCAAGCUCUCAGGUGCCAAGUUCACCCGGGACUUCAUCCUUAUAUCGGAGUUCUCGGAGCAAGUGGGACCCCAGCCAUUGCUCACCAUCCCGGAUGAUGCCAAAGUUUCCGGCACCUUUGAUCUCAACUAUUUUUCCCUCCGCAUCAUGUCGGUGGACUACCAGGCUUCCUUUGUGGGGCACCCUCCUGGAUGCCCUUACCCAAAGCUGAAUUUCGUGGAGGAUUCUAAAGUAGUGCUGGGUGAUUCUAAGGAAGGAGCUUUUGCUUAUGUGCAUCACCUGACUCUCUACGAUCUCGAAGCAAGAGGCUUUGUCCGGCCUUUCUGUAUGGCCUACAUUUCUGCCGAUGAGCACAAGAUUAUGCAGAUGUUUCAGGAACUCUCUGCAGAGUUCUCUAAAGCAUCAGAAUGCUUAAAGACCGGCAACCGAAAAGCUUUUGCGAAUGAACUGGAAAAAAAACUGAAAGACCUUGAUUACACUAGAACUGUUUUGCACAAUGAGACUGAAAUCCAGAAGAAAAGCAACGAGAAAGGAUACUACACCACACAAGCCAUUGAGAAAGCCAACGAACUGGCUAGUGUUGAAAAAUCUAUCAUUGAGCAUCAAGAUCUUUUAAAACAAAUCAGAUCAUAUCCUUACAGUAAGCUGAAAGAUUCUGAUUUUCACCCUUAUGAGCCAGAGUGUGUGACAGAGCAAGUUGAUGAUAGUUCCGAACAAGGAUUUACUACCUCGAAAUCUGACGAACCCAGUGAAACACACCUUUAUCCUCGCCAGUCCUCUUACACCCCGAAACUUAUCAAGGCAAAAUCUGCCAAGUGCUUUGACAAGAAACUCAAAACCCUUCAGGAACUGUGUGAUAUUUAUUUUUUCACCCAGACUCUAGAUCAGUUACAUCAAAUUGAGAAAACUUUCAGAGGUGACGUUUGCUACCUCUUGACCAAUCAGAUCAGCAGAGCACUUUUGCAGCAUCAAACUAUUACCAACUUCCUUUUUGAAGACAUGUUCCUCAUUGACGAAAAACCAUCUGAAAGGCAUUUAAAUGGCUACCAGGGACCUAACGCAGACAGCCCCAAUCCCAAAGGUUUGGAAGUCUGCCUUAUCCCUAAAACGUUAGUCAGCUUGGGAUCUUACAAAUCCAGUGUUGAGUCUGUGCCUAUAAAGAUGGAUCAGGAGAUUGAAGACAUGCAGGAAGCAGAAGUCACUGACCCUGUUACUUACGACCAUCACGACAAUCUUGAGUACCUCGAUGCAGAUCUUAAAGGAAGCGUUAGUAGUGGUGAAAGCAUUGAGGUUUUGGGGACGGAAAAGUCUGCUACUGCCCUGAGUCAAUCUGAAACCCAGGCAAGCAUGCCACAAGCCCGCCUGAGUCCACAAGUGGUGAGGAGCAAAGCUGUCAGCCGAAGGACCAUAAGUGAGGACAGCAUCGAGGUCCUCAGCACAUGUCCUUCAGAAGCUCUGAUCCCUGAUGACUUUAAAGCGAGCUACCCAAGUGCCAUUAACGAAGAGCCUUAUGCAGACGAAGAAGAUGAAGGUUUUCGCUUUAGCCCUGUUUUAAAUCCAGACAACACUGAAGGCAACCCUGAACCAGAAAACCUGCUCCCCGUGGACUCUGCCUGUUGCAUUGGAAAAGAGAGUCCAAAUUUUCUCGAGCCUCCGUCCAACAUGGUCCCCAAACAUUGCGAUGGUGACAGUGUGGUCAGCAUCCCGCCCCAGCCAUACCGGCAAGGGGACCAGGGGUUUCACGUGAAUUUCACAGACUAUUCUUCCCACGAUGGCGUCUUGGGAGGCCUCCUCACCUAUGAACUCGACCCACAUUAUCUCUCGAGCAGCAGAGAGACGAGUAAAAUGAGCCUGGAUAAAUGCUCAGACUCCACGAGCUACAUCAGCAGCACAGCCUCCACCAGCUCAGACAGGACUCCUUCCCCUGCCCUUCCUGCUGGUCAUUUCGGAGAAAGGCACAAGAAGAAGUCGGGGCAAAAUGCACUGAGGUUCAUCCGGCAGUAUCCCUUUGCUCACCCUGCAAUAUAUUCGCUACUGAGCGGCAGGACUUUGAUAGUGCUGGGGGAAGACAAGGCGAUCGUGGAGAAGCUCGUCACCGCACUCUCUAUCUUUGUUCCGAAUUGCGGUGCGUAUGCCAAGCCGGUGAAGCACUGGGCCACAUCUCCUUUGCACAUCACAGAUUUUCAGAAGUGGAAGCUGAUUGGAUUGCAGAGAGCAUCUUCUCCGUCGGGUGUCAACAUGAUGCACUCCCUCUGCCGCUACAGCCGCUACAUCAGUAUCCUGGAUGCUGACAGCAAGACUCUCCGCUGCCCGCAGUACAAAGGGACCCUGAUCCCCAGGCUCGCUGACCACCGCACGCAGAUCAAGCGGGGGAGCACUUACUUUAUGCACGUCCAGACCAUCCUGACCCAGCUGUGCUCCAAGGCCUUUCUGUACACCUUCUACCACGACCUGCACCUGCCCAUCAAAGAGGGGGAGACGGAGGAGUCCGUGGCAAACCGGCGGCUGAACUUCCUGAAAAUCCAGCUGGGGCUUGCAAACGAGGACAGCAAAGUGGUGCAGUACCUUGCCGAGCUCCUGAAACUGCAGUACGUUCAGGAUCCCGUCCGAGGGGUCAGCCCGGUGCUCAGGUUUGAUUAUGUGCCCAGCUGCUUGUACAAAAUUUAAGUCGUGCCCUGCUGCCUCCCCUCCUCAGCUGCCAGCUCACCCCCGUGGCCAUCUGCAGGCCUAGGCGAUUCCGUGAUCGACACACUAGUCAUUGAGAACCCAUAGGAUGAUAUGGAGGACCCCAGCGUGGCUAAGCCAACCUCAUUAAAAUGAGACUUCCUGAACCUCGGUCACACCUCUCUGGAAGAGGGGAAAUUCAUUAUCAUUUGCUGCUUAAAAGUGGGGAGCGUGG
Messenger RNA from Lacerta agilis (Sand lizard), 3151 nucleotides. It is a transcript of the gene SMCR8, whose product is annotated as SMCR8-C9orf72 complex subunit. The record is from RefSeq and is a predicted model, not a curated record. The coding region runs from base 118 to 2919 and encodes 933 amino acids. NCBI's taxonomy places the organism in Eukaryota, Metazoa, Chordata, Lepidosauria, Squamata, Lacertidae. Gene Ontology annotation, cellular component: guanyl-nucleotide exchange factor complex. The transcript is spliced from 2 exons. Gene Ontology annotation, molecular function: GTPase activator activity.